UCGAACCGUCUGCUGCAAGCCGGCUGCACGGUCAACUGGUCCUGUUUUGUGUAGAAAUGGCGAUUUCCAGGCGAGGACACAGGCGACUAUCUGCCUCUGAAAUGAGCGAUCAUUUUCGGCUGAUCAAUGAACAGUCCGUUGAGGAUAUCAACCUGGAAUUUUUCUACAAACCACACACACUUACGCUUCUUUUAGCUGCGCUGAUCGCUACAGUCUACUUUGCAUUCACAAAAACGAGUGACACAAGCAACGAUGGCAAUAUCCGCAAUGGUCUGUGCUGUGUUGUAUUCUUCUUUCUUCUUAUCAGUCUACUUGCAUUCCCAAACGGUCCAUUUACAAGGCCCCAUCCAGCAUUAUGGCGAGUUGUAUUUGGUGUCAGUGUGAUGUAUCUAUUGCUUCUUGUCUUCAUUUUGUUUCAAAACUACCAAGACAUCCGUCGCAUUAUGGUCUGGUUCUUCCCCGAUCUUGAAGCGCAACAACCUACAGAAAAAUCUUACGCAGUUAAUUGUUCAGACAUAACCUUUGAGCGAGUGUGGGGUCACCUGGACUGGUUUGCAUUCUCACAUUUUUUCGGCUGGAUCGUCAAAGCAAUGAUGAUUCGGCAUUGGGGGAUCUUAUGGACGCUGAGCUUUACAUGGGAACUAACAGAGUUUGCCUUCAUCCACCUUCUGCCCAACUUUGCGGAGUGCUGGUGGGACUCCCUGGUCCUGGAUUUUCUCCUAUGUAACGGCGCUGGGAUCUGUCUGGGUCUAUUUUUGUGCAAAAAGCUGGAGAUUAAAAAUUUUCACUGGGAUAGCAUCAGAGAUAUCCGUUCUACAUCUGGUAAAAUCAGGCGAGCCAUGUUGCAGUUUACGCCAGCAAGUUGGACAGAGGUACGCUGGCUGGAUCCACAAUCUUCCUACAUGCGUGUCAUUGCAGUCUUCAUUAUGAUUCUCUUCACACAGCUUGUGGAGCUAAAUACUUUCUUCUCUAAACACAUUUUCCUAUUCGCUCCGGACCAUCCGCUCUGCGUUAUUCGCAUUUGCUUAGUAUGUUCAAUGGUGGCUCCAGUACUGAGGCAAUAUCAUUCUUACGUGACGGACCCUGCUUGUAAGAGGGUUGGAACUCAACUCUGGGUUUUUGCAGCCAUAACUGUGAUUGAAUCUCUCAUCUGUGUAAAGAGUGCAAUUGAUCUGUUUGCUCAGACCAUUAUUUUCAACGUAGUCCUUUGGUUACUGGCACAGAUGCUUAUGGUUGUGAUUUGUCUGUAUGGAAUCGUCUUACAAACAAGGAAGGAGGGUCACACGGACCGAUCACGAAACACUAAAAAGCGGACGGAGAAUUCAUACAUAGAAGAAGUGAAUGGGCUCUCAUCAAACUCUGAGCAGUCAUCUGGCGCUACACACAGGUACAACACCAGGAGGCGGAUUAGCGCCGCUGGUGGAGACCUCAACUAAAUUCUCUGGAGGUAUCUUAGAUCUUGUCCACCAGACCUGCCGCCGGCUUUACAAAACUUUACGCAUCUUUGUAAGUCCACUUGCGUAGCUGUGUAAGUUGUGUACCGCUGACACAAGAAAUCUUGCACAAGUGAACUUACAUAAGCAGAAAGUUUUUUUAAAUCAGGAAUCUAUGGGGUCGUUCAGACAUGGUACUAAAGUUGGUUUAACUCAUGGUUCAACCCGAUCGAGUUCAACUCAGUGUGUCUGAACGGAUCUA
Molecule: messenger RNA, 1695 nt
Organism: Asterias rubens (European starfish)
Lineage: Eukaryota; Metazoa; Echinodermata; Asteroidea; Forcipulatida; Asteriidae
Product: phosphatidylserine synthase 1-like
Exons: 13
Coding region: 57-1436 (459 amino acids)
Biological process (GO): phosphatidylserine biosynthetic process
Molecular function (GO): L-serine-phosphatidylethanolamine phosphatidyltransferase activity
Source: RefSeq, a predicted model, not a curated record